Jatropha curcas is the source of this 996-nucleotide messenger RNA. Lineage: Eukaryota; Viridiplantae; Streptophyta; Magnoliopsida; Malpighiales; Euphorbiaceae. The record is from RefSeq and is a predicted model, not a curated record.
AAGCGCCAAUCAAAGUUAAGCCAUAGAUUUCAUUCUUACAGGUUCUUUUGCUUUCAUCAAUUUCUGCAAAAACAUGAGUUCUGAUAUUUCGGCAGCAACAUCAACCACCAAAAGACUUGAUGGGAAGGUUGCAUUGAUAACCGGUGGAGCUAGCGGCAUUGGAGAGUGUACGGCCAGGCUAUUUGUAAAACAUGGAGCCAAAGUUCUGAUUGCAGAUGUACAAGAUGAUCUUGGGCUAUCGCUCUGCCAAGAAUUCAGCUCUCCAGAAACCAUUUCUUAUGUUCACUGUGAUGUAAGUAGCGACUCUGAUGUAAAAAAUGCUGUGGAUUUAGCGGUCUCCAGGUAUGGAAAGCUCGAUAUAAUGUACAAUAAUGCUGGAAUUGGAGGUAAUCCAGACCCAAGAAUCUUGUCAACUGAAAAUGAAGAUUUCAAGAAAGUCUUUGAUGUAAAUGUGUUUGGUUCUUUCUUGGGUGCCAAGUAUGCAGCUAAGGUUAUGAUCCCAAACAAGAAAGGUUGUAUAUUAUUUACUUCAAGUUUAGCUUCUGUUUCUUCUUCAGGUUCUCCACAUGCAUACACCGCAUCAAAACAUGCAGUGGUUGGGCUUGCAAAGAACUUGAGUGUAGAAUUGGGGCAAUAUGGCAUCAGGGUUAAUAGUAUUUCACCAUUUGGCGUUGCAACUCCGAUGCUAAGAAAUGCUGUUGGAAAUAAGGAGAAGAAAGAAGUUGAGCAAGUGAUUGCAUCAGCGGCUACACUGAAAGAAGCAAUAUUGGAACCUGAAGAUAUCGCAAAUGCAGCUUUGUACCUUGCAAGUGAUGAAUCCAAGUAUGUUAGUGGAAUUAACUUAGUGGUUGAUGGAGGUUUCAGUCUCACCAAUCCUUCAUUUGCAAUAGCAAUGCAAAGCUUGUUUUCUUAAGAUCGAGAAAUUUUGCUCGAGAUAUUAUGUACCGGUUAUGAAUAAAUUUCUACAGUUCUUGUUCUAUGUACCCUUUUCUCAAU